Messenger RNA from Sus scrofa (pig), 7961 nucleotides. RefSeq names its product phosphodiesterase 4B (gene PDE4B). Gene Ontology annotation, biological process: signal transduction. NCBI's taxonomy places the organism in Eukaryota, Metazoa, Chordata, Mammalia, Artiodactyla, Suidae. Gene Ontology annotation, molecular function: 3',5'-cyclic-nucleotide phosphodiesterase activity. The record is from RefSeq and is a predicted model, not a curated record.
GGAACCUCCAUAUGCUACAGGUGCAGCCCUAGAAAAGACCAAAAAAAAAAAUUGUAUUCAAAUUCUUUUGAUUUUUUUUCAGUUUUGUGUAUGAAAGCACGAAUGACUUAUCCCUACCAUGACUUUUAAAAUGUCACUUGAACAGAUACUUGUCUUCUAACCAGCAAGAGGAAUUUAUUUUAGUUUCAUCACCAAUGCCCAUGUUUUGUUACAGAAUUAUGGCAGAGAUGUCCAGGCUUGUUUUUCAAUACCUACCCAUUUAUUAUGGAUUAUUAUUACAUCACUAGACAGUUAAGAAGAGAAUCACUCAAUUCUAAUAUAUUUAGAUGUGUUUCUUUCUGAUUUGGCAAAUGGACAGUAAGAAUGACCUAACUAUAUUUCCUGGAGCACCAGGGAUUUGCUCUAGAUAUUAAUAUAGCAGAACUUGGGUGCUAGAAUGGCCCAUCGGGGAACUAUAUAAUCUCUAGUUAAGUAGGUAUUAAUGGACAAUGGCCUGUUAUUCCUUCCUUAACCACAUUACCAUCUCAGUUCAAUUUCCUUUGCCUCUCAAAUAAGACAAACGUGUCACUAAAGGAAUUGGACAUCAAGUUUCAAACAGAUGAUACAGGUCAUAGAGAAAGACAGAAAAGGAGCCGAGAGAUGAGAUGCAUAUCGUCAGCUAACCUGAAAUGUUAAGAAGUGGGAACUUGUGAGUUUGAUAAAGGGUUUUAGAGAAAGCUCACUAAAUUCUCUUUGCUAUUGUUACUGUCGUUGAAAUCCGAUUUUGCAAAGAACGUGUAGGUGUUUAGGAAUUUGGGUUCUUCGCUUCUUUGGGUCUUUGUUAACUUCCCAUGUAAAACCCAGGGUAGGGAAGAAGCAAUUUUUUAAAAUCAGAAGGAACCUGAGAAGGUCACCAUUUUGCAGCUCCAGAAACAGAACCCCAAGAAGUUAAUAUAUCUUAACCCAAGAUCACACAUCUGGUUAGUAGUGCCAGAGCCAAGCCAGGGAUGAGCUCCCUUCCACGUCUCACUAAACUGAGCUACCACCGUCCAACUUCCUUCUACUACUACUAGCAUUCUGUGAUUCCAAGGAAGAAUAUUCAGCCCCUUCACUUUCCUAAUGCCCGGGAAUUCUUAUUAAGCUAUGACUAACAAAGUGUAAAAUAUGAGUCAAAAUUCAGUCCCUAAUAAAGUCAUUGUGACUUUAAUGAGUUUGGCAGUUGUUUCAUACUGCAAAAACAGGAAGAUCUCACACAAUGAGGCGCCUGUCUCACAGAUGGGCUCCUGCGCAGACGGCCACCCACAAGGGUGACUACUGGGGCUGUCUUCCUCUUUGGGGCACCGUUUUUUUGUUUUGUUUUGUUUUUCGUUUUUUUUUUUUUCUCCUGUUUACCUCAUCUUAAGGUUAUCGGUAGCAGGAAAGGGCCUGCUUUAUCUAGUCUUUGAUAGGAUGAAGACUAUUUUUGAUCACAAAAGAUGCACUCAAGUAAUUUCCAAGUCACCCUCUAACAAGUUCAGCUCUUUCUUAAAAGUAGCUCUUUCAUGUGUUGGAAACUAGCUCCUUGUAUUAUUACUCUCCUGGAUGGAUUAACUCUUAGAAACAUAGACUCAUCAAUUUUUAGAACUGGGAUGAAGUUCUGAGUUGAUUCUGGUCCAGCCUUCCUGUGUGAUUAAUUUAACUAAGAACUCCUUUUUCAAGAGAAUUGCUAGCUCGCCUGUGGAUCUCUGCACCAAGCCCAAACCAAUCCUCAGAUGAGAAAUACAGAAAAAUGAUAAAGUGUUCCAUCACUUCAAGAGAAGUUGGCUUAGAAGAAAAUAUUCUCUGUAUGCAGUAUUAAAGCUAAAGAAAAACUGCAGCUGUGAAACAGAAUGUUUAUAUCAAGUGUAAUUAAAUUUCAGCAUUUGCUAGUCUAUGCAUUUUAAAUAACUUCCCGCUAUUAAAGAUAGCCUUUCCCCAAAAGAAUUCACAUAUGAUUUUAUAGAGAAGAUGAAGUCUGGGCAAACAAUAUCUGAGCAUUCAAAUAGAGAAUGAUAUCUUUUUCCCUUUUCAAAAAAUAACUAAUUUCUGGCAGUGUUCAUGUAUCGAGUUCUGGGCAUAAGUUUCAGGAAGCACUGGGGGAAUGUGUAUUACUAAGGGUUCAUUCACAAACUCUGCUUGUCUGUGUUGAAAAGGGGCUUUGGCCAUUCCCUCUGGGGACAUUAUUUCUAGGUGAGCUCUAACAGGGUUUUCUUGUGAAGGCAGAUUCUUAACUGAAAACGAGGAUCUGUGUACCUUAGGUUGUAGAGACCCGUUCAUGUUUGAAAUAGUGUGCGCCUGUUUGUGGAUUUCUCUACCACAUUUAUCUGAUAAAGUAAACAAUGUCUCUUCCCUUUCAAUCUCGUGAGUAUUCUGGCCACAGUGUCCCUCAGGAGCUAUUUUAUCUUCUGAUCUGGACUGAACACCCAGCUUGAGAAGGAGACAGGGGGAGACUCCAAGGGUCUUACAAUAUAACACUCUGCAGGGAUGGUAACUAGAUCUUUUCCUUCGCUGGUGACUUAUUCUUAUGGGCUGAAGCACUUCCGAUUUGGGUUUUUCUGUUUUGUUUUGUUUUGUUUUGUUUUUUCCAGUAGUGUUGAGAGGUGUGUUUUCUGGGAAAUUUUGGUUGCUGGUAAUUAGUGUGUCCAGACUGUAAGAGGCUGACAUAAAAUUUAUCAGAGAAUCUUGACUGGCUUGGGCUGAGAGGCUGAGCCCCGAAAAUCAUGCAUCACUCUCAUUUUGUAUAUAAAACUAAGGUGACUUCACCAGACUGUCAUCUCUUAUCAAGAGCCGGGAAUGAAAGUCUAGAUUCAUCUACUACAUUGUGGCUGCCUCUGGCUCAAACAGAAACCAUUCCCAUAUGGGAAUCAGACCCUGAAAACCCCACUAAGCCAAGUUCUCCAGCUGUCUCCCCAGCCUUAACCUCAAACACAAGCUAUUCCAUUCCUUGAUGGGUCUCAUCACACAGGCCAGCCCUCAUCAUACUAAUUGGCCUCUGCAAUAUUAGAAUAUGAAAGAUACCCCCUGUGCUCCCCCAAGGCCACGUCUGCCUGCCUUCGUUUGUACAGAGCCCAAUAUAAGUGGGCCCUUCAUAAAUGCUUUUUGAUGAGAGCAAUGAUUGCCUUAGUCAGUGCGGUUGGACCCUCCCUUAUGGUAGAAGGAAACCAAAGGCUGUUGCUAAGCAAUGUUUAAAGGACUGGGUCAGUUUCUGACACUGAGUGACCUCCGUUUGCGUACUUUACCGUGUUGCGUGUUUUCUGCUUGCCUUAGGAUGACUUUGGGUUUCGGUAACACGUCUAUGCCCUUAGCAAAAGGCUCAUAGGAGAACUAACUUAGGCAUGAGAAGGUGGGAGGUGAUUUUCUCCUGUUAACUACUUACCUGAGUCCACUGACCUUAAUGUGAACUAUGCCGGAAAGGUAGGAGCUUGGUUUAUUCUCACCCCUGUAGCUUAGAGCCACCUCUCUGUCAGGGCCCUGUGGCAGUGGGAGGUGCCAACGAGAAAGUAAGAAGCAAAGUCUGUCCUCUCCUAACCUUUUAGGGUUGAAUUUCUACCUAUUUCUAUAUUCUGAGCUGAAGGGCAAAUAUGGCUUAUAAAAAUCGGCCCCACCCUCCCCAGACAGUUAACUGUUGUGGUUAACAAACACGCCUUAAUAUAUCUACUUAUUUUACUAGGAUGAAAGCAGAUGAAAACCAUGAAAGUGGUUUUUGUUUGCUUGGGGUUUUGUUUGUUUGUUUUUUACAGAUAUAGCCUCAAUGCUUUGCCUGGCACAUUUGGGGUGUCCAAUAAAUAUUUAUCAAAUACGUGAGAUGAAAUGGCAUUAUUCAACUGGUACAAACCUGACAGCCUCCAAAAUCUUCCUAAGCAUUUCCAAGCGACCAAAGCAAUCAAAAUGGGGAUGACUGCCUGAGUGUUAUAUUUGGCUCGGUCUAGUGCGGAGACAUAAUUAAAGAAGUCAUCUGUCUCUAUGUUUUUUUACAAGAUAUUUUUUUGCAAUGUUCCAAGUAAAGUUUGCUUCUUUGCCAAAUUUCAGCUGAUCCAUCCGAGCCCAGAAACCUGCCUUUUCCAGCUUCUCAGGCGUUGUAAGUGCCUGUCUUUUGAGAACUGAAAAUGAGAGGUUCUUAUGACCGAGCAGCUCUGUCUCAAAAAAUAAAGGACUUGGAACGUAUUCGAUUCACCCGGAGUUCAAAUUGCAGAGACGUUCAACAAGUAAAACUAGCUGAGAUGAUUCAUUCAGAGAUUUCUGGGGACUGUUCUUAACAUAUCGUAUCAUGAGAAGACACACACAUACAGCAGGGCUCUCCAGAAGGCAUGGUUGUGCAUGCCUCUUUGAGGACAAUGCUUAGAGCAUUGAGCCAGGGGGUGGCAACACUGACGUGCACUGGCUUCACCUCAAAAGGCCUGGUUUCCUGGGCACCGGCAGUGGCAUGAAGGGAGCCUGGUUGCUUGAAGUGAAGCCAUUGUCUGUGCAGGAUGCUCAUUUGAAAGGGGAAUGCCUCACAGGAAGAGAGCCAAUUGAGAGCGGGGCUGUUGCCAUGGUACUUGGCUCUUCCUUUAGCUGCUGUACUUGAACUCCUGGGAGGCGGGGGGUGGGGUGGGGGGGUCGGGUAACUGAGGAGGGAGAAGGAGGAGAGUGAGGUGGGCCUGGGUAGGGAAUCCUACUGCAGGGCUCUGGUCUUAGACGUUCUUCUUUCCUGUAAUCUUUCUAAAGUGACAAGGCGAGAGCGAGAGAGCAAGAGCAAGAGCAAAAGAGAGAGAGGGGACACUACAGGAAAGACUCCCUCAACAUGCUCCAGAUUGCUAGCGCAAAAUAAAAAUUAAUUUACCUCUCAAAUAUUUCGCACAUGAAUUCGAAGAUGCAACACUGCAAUACCAAAACAGCACAGUCAUUCAUAACCCCGAAUAAUUCUCCAUUCAUGCAGCAAACGAUAGCUUGUAUUUCCUAACACACUCCAGAUCCUAGAUGAAAAGGUGAAGUGUGUUUAAUUCAUUUAUCGAAUGCAGUCUCAUGUGCAUAUUAAUGAGCUGAUGGAGGGUAGAACAUCGCAUUCUGUGUGCAAAAUACUUUUCAAACGAAGUCGAUUCUACUCGCAUUCGUUGCAUGGUGAAAGACAUCUAAAGGCACUGGCACACUGCUGGUGUGCAAAAAAAAUCUCCCCAAAGGCUAGCUAAAAAAAAAUUUCUUGUAUAAUGAAAUCCUAGUUUGAAAAUGGCCACAGUUCUAAUUUUUUCCGUUUUCUUUUUUAAAUGUUUAGAGCAUAAAUGAAUUAAAUGCACAUCACUUUGAAAGCCUGAGAGUGGCUGAGCUCUGAAGCUGCCUCUGCAGUGUCCUGGUCUCCGCAGAGGAGAGAGGGUUAAGAACACCUAGACGAAAUGGGGGAGGGUUCCGACUUGAGAUUUCCUUAAAUAUUCAUGGGGCUUCCUCCAUUUUAAUCUUCUGCUUUAAAAAAGAUGGCUGUGUUUCCCAGCCUGGCAUCCCCUCAGGAAAGAAUUGCUCCUUCCUUGCAGAGUUCAGCUGAGCAGGACUAAUCUAGAGUGGAAACCCCUUCGGCCACCAGGACUAUUCAUAAUUCAUAAGUGCUGCAAACCAGCCAGCUGAAUGCAUUUGGACAGGCUCUUGCGCCUUCGUGCAAUUCCAGAUUUCAUUACUCUCUCUGCCAAGAACGCAAGCAGGGAGCAUAGGCUUCUUGCAAGAAGGGAGUGCUGAAAUGGGCUUUGUUUGGAUUAGGAAAUGCCCUAAAUUUUGAAGGCUUUGUCUUUCAUAAGGUUUGAUUUUUUUUUUUACCACCGAAUCUGCAAGGCUUUCUCGAUCCUUGUGGGACCGCUCUCAGAAACGGUGAAUUCUUUCAAAGAGAUUUGUGGAUUGUUGCAAAGAGGGAAUUCCAAAAUGCCUGAGGCAAACUAUUUAUUAUCUGUAUCUUGGGGUUACAUCAAGUUCAAAAGAAUGCUGAACCGGGAGCUGACACACCUCUCAGAAAUGAGCCGUUCGGGGAAUCAGGUGUCUGAAUACAUUUCAAAUACUUUCUUAGACAAGCAGAAUGACGUGGAGAUUCCAUCUCCUACCCAGAAAGACAGGGAGAAAAAGAAGAAGCAGCAGCUCAUGACACAGAUAAGCGGAGUGAAAAAACUGAUGCACAGUUCAAGCUUAAAUAACACAAGCAUUUCACGCUUUGGAGUCAACACGGAAAAUGAAGAUCAUCUGGCCAAGGAGCUGGAAGACCUGAACAAAUGGGGCCUUAACAUCUUCAAUGUGGCUGGCUAUUCACACAACAGGCCCUUGACAUGCAUCAUGUACGCCAUCUUCCAGGAAAGAGACCUCCUAAAGACAUUCAAAAUCUCCUCGGACACGCUUGUUACCUACAUGAUGACGUUAGAAGACCAUUACCAUUCCGACGUGGCCUAUCAUAACAGCCUGCACGCUGCCGACGUGGCCCAGUCAACCCAUGUUCUUCUUUCCACGCCAGCGUUAGAUGCCGUCUUCACCGAUUUGGAAAUCCUGGCCGCCAUUUUUGCAGCUGCCAUCCAUGACGUGGAUCACCCUGGAGUCUCCAAUCAGUUUCUCAUCAACACAAAUUCAGAACUUGCUCUGAUGUACAAUGAUGAAUCUGUGUUGGAAAACCAUCAUCUUGCUGUGGGUUUCAAACUGCUCCAAGAAGAACACUGCGACAUCUUCCAGAAUCUCACCAAGAAGCAGCGUCAGACACUCAGGAAGAUGGUUAUUGACAUGGUCUUAGCAACUGAUAUGUCCAAACACAUGAGCCUGCUGGCAGACCUGAAGACAAUGGUGGAAACAAAGAAAGUUACAAGUUCCGGUGUUCUGCUUCUGGACAACUAUACCGAUCGUAUACAGGUCCUUCGCAACAUGGUACACUGCGCAGACCUGAGCAACCCCACCAAGUCCCUGGAAUUGUAUCGGCAAUGGACAGACCGCAUCAUGGAGGAAUUUUUCCAGCAGGGAGACAAAGAGCGGGAGAGGGGAAUGGAAAUUAGCCCCAUGUGUGAUAAGCACACGGCUUCUGUGGAAAAAUCCCAGGUGGGUUUCAUCGACUACAUUGUCCAUCCUCUGUGGGAGACCUGGGCGGAUCUGGUACAGCCCGAUGCCCAGGACAUUCUGGAUACGUUAGAAGAUAACAGGAACUGGUAUCAGAGCAUGAUACCCCAGAGUCCCUCCCCACCGCUGGAUGAGCAGAACAGAGACUGCCAGGGUCUGAUGGAGAAGUUUCAGUUUGAACUGACCCUCGAAGAGGAGGAUUCCGAAGGCCCCGAGAAAGAGGGAGAGGGCCACGGCUAUUUCGGCAGCACCAAGACACUUUGUGUGAUCGACCCGGAAAAUAGGGAUUCGUUGGGAGAGACCGGGGUGGACACAGCAACAGAAGACAAGUCCCCGACUGACACAUAAUCUCCCACGUCGCGUGGAGAUGGACAUUCCAGCCUUGACAAGCAUGCCAGCUGUAUGGUAGGGCCCCGCCUGCCACGGGGGCCCGAGGCCUGCACGGGACAAGGGCCGUGGGGCCUUUCCAGUUACUUGAGUUUGGAGCCAGAGUGCAAGACCGUGAAGCAAAUAAUGGCUCAGGAAAUCCCUCGGUUGACUUGCCUUGCUGGCAAGCUUCGUGGUGAGCGGAAGCUUUCUGUGGUACUGGAGGCCCAAGUUCGCAUCCCACGACCGAAUGGCUUGAAAAUGGAAGACACCAAACUGAGAGAUUUUUCUGCACUAAGUUUCGGGAAUCUGUCCCCUCUAGUGACUGAACUGACUAAUAAUGUCAUUGAUAAAUCUGCUCACCUGUCCCCUUGUCUGCCAACCUGUGUGCCUUUUUUGUAAAACAUUUUCAUGUCUUUGAAAUGCCUGUUGAAUACCUAGAGUUUCGUAUCAACUUCUACACAGAUACGUGUUCCAAGUUGACAUAAACUUUUUUGACUCUUUCUGGGGAAGAAAAAAAAAAAGGGGAAAGAAAACCGUCUUCCUCCUUC